CGCGGGGAGAAAGACACUGGAAGGCGGCGGGGCGGAGAGAGGCGCGCGCGGGCCGCGGCCGAGCAGGAGGCUGCAAGGAGAGCCCGCGGGGGCCCUGCGAGUGCAGUUCCUCAGCCCCCGCAAAACAAUGUGUGGCGUGCUGCGGGGCGCAACUUGCCGGAGGCGGCGGGGGCGCGCCGAGCCCGCCUGAGACCGCGCCGCUGACCUUCUCCCCCCGCCGUCCGUUGGGCCCGAGCGCCCAGCUUCUCGCUCCCCAGCUCGCGGGGGCCGGGCCGAGCUGCAGGGCGGGGCCGCCCCUCCGUCGCUGCUGCCUCCUCCCCCACCCCCAGCCGCUGAGGAUGCGGACGGCCCCCGGCGGCGUCUAGCGGCCCCGGGCCCAGGCGCGAUGGUGCAGCAGCGGGGCGCGAGGGCCAAGCGGGACGGCGGGCCACCGCCCCCGGGGCCCGGGCCGGCCGAGGAGGGGGCGCGUGAGCCCGGCUGGUGCAAGACCCCGAGCGGCCACAUUAAGAGACCGAUGAACGCGUUCAUGGUGUGGUCGCAGCACGAACGGCGGAAGAUCAUGGACCAGUGGCCCGACAUGCACAACGCCGAGAUCUCCAAGCGCCUGGGCCGCCGCUGGCAGCUGCUGCAGGACUCGGAGAAGAUCCCGUUCGUGCGGGAGGCGGAGCGGCUGCGCCUCAAGCACAUGGCGGAUUACCCGGACUACAAGUACCGGCCGCGCAAAAAGAGCAAGGGGGCGCCCGCCAAGGCGCGGCCCCGCCCCCCCGGCGGCGGCGGCAGCCGGCUCAAGCCCGGGCCGCAGCUGCCUAGCCGCGGGGGCCGCCGAGCGGCGGGAGGGCCUUUGGGGGGCGGCGCGGCGGCGCCCGAGGACGACGACGAGGACGACGACGAGGAGCUGCUGGAAGUGCGCCUGGUGGAGACCCCCGGGCGGGAGCUGUGGAGGAUGGUCCCGGCGGGGCGGGCCGCCCGGGGACAAGCGGAGCGUUCCCAGGGGCCGUCGGGCGAGGGUGCGGCUGUCACCGCCGCCUCCCCGACUCCGUCGGAGGACGAGGAGCCGGAGGAAGAGGAGGAGGAGGCGGCGGCGACGGAGGAAGGCGAAGAGGAGACGGUGGCGUCGGGGGAGGAGCCGCUGGGCUUUCUGUCCAGACUGCCCCCCGGCCCCGCCGGCCUGGACUGCAGCGCCCUGGACCGCGACCCAGACCUGCCGCCCCCCUCGGGCACGUCGCACUUCGAGUUCCCGGACUACUGCACCCCCGAGGUUACCGAGAUGAUCGCAGGGGACUGGCGCCCGUCUAGCAUCGCCGACCUGGUUUUCACCUACUGAGCCCACCGUCAGCGGGGCGCGCACGCCCCCUAAACCAGCUGUUUACAUACAGGAAUCAGGUAUUGGGGCCCCUCGGAGGCCGAGGCUGGCACCCCAUCUCCCGCACAGCCUCCCCCCUCCUAGACGUGCCCAACCCCCUUCAAAUCCAGACAUGCCCUUCCCCCGCAGACACACCCCAAGGCAGCCCAACCCCCACCCUUUCUCCUACAUCCAAGCCCCUCCCCAUCUUACCCCCUCCCGCACAGCCACCAGCAGCCAGCCCCCCCUCCGAUACACCUCCCGUCCUCUCCAAGAGACCUGUACCCCUCCCCCAUUUUGCACACGCCCUUCCUCACGGCCGGAGGACACGCCCCUGCCCUUGCUCCGGACUCCCUCCGCCUUAGCCUGGCCCGCCUCCUGUCUUGUUUGGGGGGGGCGCUGCAGCUGGGCGGCCCCGCGCCCUCCUCCCUUGCCCCUCCCUCCCAGGGAGGGGGAGGGGCCCUCUCCUUUUCCCCGGGAACACUGGGAUCCGCCCCCUUCUCGCGCAUGCUUAAUGCUUCUUGGGAGGAGGGAGCUGGUCCCAGUCGAUCCUCACGCCCCUGUCAGAUCCAGGAAGAAGGGGGGCGGAUAUAGAGCGAUCCUGAGAAAUCUUUUGAUCCAGGAGCCACGGCUUCCGUUCAACCCGACGGGGCGUCACUGCCUUAAAUGGGAGGAGCACUCGGAAGGGGGAGAAAGAGACUAGCCGGCCCGGAAGGGUUGGUGUGGAGCUUGGAACUCCCAAGUGGCAUAGCCCCUCUUCCCUUACGGGGUCGCCCAACCCACGUGCACCCACCCCUUACCGACUGCAUGACUGCCUCUACAGCUUGUCUGGGUUCCAAGAAGCCUACCUUUCUUUCCCCCACCUGGGAAUUGGGGGCAGGGUCUUUCUCUGGAAAUCCUUCAGGAGAGAAAAAGAAAACUCAGAACCAAGACACGUAACAGUUUGUUUGGGGACAGGGUCCUUAUGCUCCACCCCACCCCCACCCCCCGAAGUGCCCUUAUCACCUCAGGGCACACUCCCAGCCUGGGCUCCUUCCUAAGCCCACCGCCCUUUCCUGUCACCCAGGUCCCUCUGCCUACAGUAUUCAGUGGGAGAAACUGAGACACGUUGGUACUAGGGGGUUGAGACUGAGGCGUAAUAGCAGAUGAAGUGGCAAGAAGAGCCCCACUUUUCAGCAGCUGGCUUCAGAGAGACCAUCGACUGGGCCAGUGAGACUGAAGGGAGGGUCAGAGUAGUCUUGGGCCGUUUGCGCCUAGCGCUGCUGCAUCCAGUUCGGGGUGCCCUCGGAAACCCUGCCCCUGAUGCUGUUACCCCUCUUACUCCAGCUCCCCGCUCAAGCUCCGCCCCUCCGGCCUCCCCACGCCCCAUUUGCCCUCACUACCUGUAUCUCACCGGCGUGUGUUCACCCUCCUGGGUGUGCACACACUCUCAUUCACACACACAAAUCUCAGGAACAAACGGUCCCAGAGUCCUCCGGGACCCCUGCCCAGGGUCUCUGCAGGUCUCUGCCCCACGCGUUCCCGUCGCUGACAAAGCCACCAGCUGCCUCCUUUAAGCUUGGUGCUCCGGCUCUGGGCCUUUUUGCGCGCGCUCUCUUUUUCUCUUUCUCUCUCUCUCUUUCUUUUUCUUUCUUUUUUUUUU
This is a messenger RNA of Mesoplodon densirostris (Blainville's beaked whale), 2984 nucleotides long. It is a transcript of the gene SOX12, whose product is annotated as SRY-box transcription factor 12. The coding region runs from base 386 to 1324 and encodes 312 amino acids. The transcript has a single exon. The record is from RefSeq and is a predicted model, not a curated record. Gene Ontology annotation, molecular function: RNA polymerase II cis-regulatory region sequence-specific DNA binding; DNA-binding transcription factor activity, RNA polymerase II-specific. Gene Ontology annotation, biological process: cell differentiation; anatomical structure morphogenesis; negative regulation of transcription by RNA polymerase II. Lineage: Eukaryota; Metazoa; Chordata; Mammalia; Artiodactyla; Ziphiidae.